This is a messenger RNA of Lodderomyces orthopsilosis Co 90-125, 666 nucleotides long. RefSeq names its product Ypd1p (gene YPD1). NCBI's taxonomy places the organism in Eukaryota, Fungi, Ascomycota, Pichiomycetes, Serinales, Debaryomycetaceae. Gene Ontology annotation, molecular function: protein histidine kinase binding; histidine phosphotransfer kinase activity. The transcript has a single exon. The record is from RefSeq and is a predicted model, not a curated record. Gene Ontology annotation, cellular component: cytoplasm; nucleus. Gene Ontology annotation, biological process: phosphorelay signal transduction system; phosphorylation. Bases 1 to 666 code for a protein of 221 amino acids.
AUGUCAUCACCACAAGCAGGAGCACAACACUCUGACGAUGAAGAGAAAUAUGUCCCUGACAUUUAUUCAUCUGAUAAACAGCACAAAUUACAGGAUUCCAAACUAGUUGAUUGGGCCGUAUUUUCCGAAAUCUUACAAAUGGAUGAAGAUGAAGAAGGGUUUUCACAACAAUUGGUUGAAACUUUUGUUUCUCAAGUCGAAGAAACAUUUGAUAAAAUUGAACAAUAUUUACAAGAAAAAGAUUUGGAGCAAUUGAGUUCAUCGGGUCAUUUCUUGAAAGGGUCAGCUGCUGCUUUGGGAUUAACUGCCAUAUCAGGUGAAUGUGAACGUAUUCAAAAUUAUGGACACAAGAUCAAUUUUGAUAAUUUUAGUCAGACAAAGAAAGACGCAACUACUAAAGGAGAUACAGGAAAUGAUGUGCCGGGGAAAGAUAAUGAUUCAACAAAGACCAAUGGAACCACAACUAAGGAAGGAGAAUCAACGACGAAGGAUGCAACAAAAGUGGACAAAAGUGCUGGUCAGAAUGCAACUGAAAAAAGUAUAACGAGUGAAAAAAAUGAUGAAUCAAGUGACGAUUUUUGGAUAGCGGCAAUUGAAGAUGCAUUGUCUAGAGCUAAAGAUGGAUUCGUUAGGACAAGAAAGGCCUUGGAUGAAUUUUAUGCCUAA